Messenger RNA from Cottoperca gobio, 2725 nucleotides. RefSeq names its product Rab interacting lysosomal protein (gene rilp). Gene Ontology annotation, cellular component: cytoplasm; ciliary basal body. NCBI's taxonomy places the organism in Eukaryota, Metazoa, Chordata, Actinopteri, Perciformes, Bovichtidae. Gene Ontology annotation, biological process: cilium assembly. The coding region runs from base 257 to 1546 and encodes 429 amino acids. The record is from RefSeq and is a predicted model, not a curated record. Gene Ontology annotation, molecular function: small GTPase binding; dynein light intermediate chain binding; protein dimerization activity. The transcript is spliced from 8 exons.
UCUAGUAUUUUUUUUCUUUUGGUGUUAUUCUGAGCAAACAGUAAACAUGCAUGACGUGGUGUUUGAAGAAGAGCAAGUCAAGUUCAGACGUGUCGGCAGCCUGGGCUCAACAAUGUACGCACUUUAAACUUUACACCUGCACUUUGUUGCUUUCACAUUUAUACUCGUAUUUUACGGCUGGUUGACAUGUCGCGCUGACAAACUCUAGUCGGUUUCGAUUGCGCGUGGAGAGCAUGUGAAGUGAGCUGACUCAGACAUGGAGGCACCUGAAGCACACUCGGAGACCACAGAGGGCUGUUUUCUCAGGGCUUUCUCGGCUCUAACUGUGGACGAUGUGUACGAUAUAGCCAAAUUGAUCGGUACCGAGGUGGAGAAACUUAUCGAUGGCUGUGGCAAAGAGAGCGUCGUGGGUCUGGUGCCGAAAAUAGUGAAAGUGCUCGAGCUGCUGGAGAGCUUCGCCUCGAGGAACCAUGCUCACAAGCUGAGGGAAGAGGAGCUGCUCAAGACUUUCGAGACGAUACAGCUGCAACAGCAGAAGAAACGUGUGGGCAAGGAAAGCGACGAAGGCUGUGAUAAAAAUGAAAUACGGCAGGAACUGCAGCAAAAGGAGCAGCAGUGGAUGAGGAGGUGUGAGGAGCUGCAGGUCCAGGUACAGCAGCUCCAGGACGACAGGGAGGAGCUACAGAGCAGGCUGAAGGGCAGCCAUGCACAGGAAGAUCGUGUCCAGCGGCAGGAGCGAGAGGUGAUGCUGAAACUGAAGGAGGUGGUGGACAAGCAGAGAGAUGAGCUGAGAGCGAAAGUCCAGGAAAUAACCACCAUCUCCAAAGAGGCGGAGGCGCUCCAGGAGCAGUUGGUGCGCUUCAUGAAGAUGAAUGCAGAGCUGCUACACAAGCAGAACGUGCUGCAGGCCCAGCUGAAGAGCACCGUGGAGAGGAAGGCCGACAUGGAGGCAGACCUGAAGGAGAAAAACAAAGAGAUAGAAAACCUCCAAACACAGCUGGACAGAACCAACAGCAGUGGGCCUUCCAGUCCAAGUCAAACAGCCAGUGAGACCAAGAAAAAGUCGAAGGUUGACCAGAAGGACCCCGAUCAGCCGUGCUUCACCAAGAAGGAGGUGCGUGACAUCAUUUUCGAGAGGAACGAGCUUAAAACCAACCUCUUCCUGGUGCAGGAGGAGCUCAACUACUAUCAGAGGGAGAUCCUGAAUGAGGAGAGGUGUCCAGGUUUCCUUUUGGAAGCCGUCCGCUCUGCCAUCAAAAAAAGGAGAAAGCUCAUUAAGGCAAAGAUGCUCGGGAUUCCUUCGAAUGAAUGCAGCAGCAGUGACGAGGAGGAGAGGAGUUCUCUGUUUGGGCAGACAGAAGUAGACGGCACUGAAGUUGACAGCUCUGACAAACCACCUGAGUCACGCAUUCGAAACCUCUUCGGCUUCCUGACGAGGUCGGGAAGCGGUCGGAGCCCCACCCACAUGAGCAACUCCGCCUCCACCUGGGAGAUCAUCGAAGACUCAGAGGCCGCUGACGAGACGGGGCAGCGAUCGUCCCCCUGAGCCUGGUACUCACCACAGAGUUCACCCUUCUUCCCUCAGAAACAACUUCUUCCUCAGCUUGUGGUUGAAAAUGUGGUUGUGGCUCUGGGAAAAGAUUACAAGGACAUUUUGAACGCAGCCAGUGUCUAGAACACAAAAGCACUAUGAGAGAGGGAGGAAAAGAGAAAGUGUGAACGCUUUUCAACUAACUUUUUUAGCUUCAUUUCGAUCAUAAAUACUUUCAUUUCCCCUUUUUGUUUGUUUCACUCUUAACUCAAGUCCCCUUAUUUUUCCAUAGAAGUGAUGAAUAUCUAUUUAUAGUAUACUAGCUCUACAGUAUAUAUGGUACAGUGUACCGCAGUAUUAAGAGGGACUUUUUAACUCAUCACAAAAAAGAUACCUACUUUUGUAUGAUUCAUAUUGUCCUUCAUCGUGAGGAAAGUGGAAAUAUUUAUAUCGAACCUCAAAUAUUUUUUACACAAACCAAAGACAUCACAAAGGUAGACAUUCUCCCCUUCAGGAAUAUUGAAAAGAGUAUAUUAAAUUCACCUCUGUUCCAUAAGAGGGCAUUGGUUCAUUUUAAAUCCAACAAUCAAGAUUUUACCACAAAUUUAUUAUAUGACCUUUACCUCAGUAGGGGAAUUCUUGAGCCAUGUGUUUACUUGUUUACAAAGGACAACAAACGAAACCUGUAAUCAUAUUACCAUUCACUUCCAGGAGUGAGUGCAUUUUAAUCCCUUAAGCCUUAACUCACCGCUUGUAUUGUUAAAAAUAUAUAUUUUCUUAAAUGUCAGAGAGUCAAAGCCUUUGGCUGGUGUGUGUUUCGAUGCUGAUGCCAUAAAUGUGCAUGUGAAUAUGUGUGCACAUGUAUUGUGGCUGAUGUGCCAGCCUCUGCAGAUUGGUGACUUUUAAUUAGUAGUACAUUUAGUUACCAUAAAGUAAUCACUUUGAAUCUGUGGGGUCCCUCUAAGCUGACCACAACACUGCUCUGACAAUGACAAACCAGCGGUGUAUUUGUUGAAAGACAAUGUACGACCUUCCAAUCAGAUCAUGUUUUCCUAAAAUUCCCAAUUUAUUUUUGUUGUUGCUGACAAAAAAAACGAUUUAAGAUUGAUGAAAUGUAUAAAAAAAUUCAAAAUGUGUUUUUUCUGUGAUAUCGAGAUUUCAAUCCAUUAAACACAGAAUUCUUAAAAAUCCAAA